Molecule: messenger RNA, 3252 nt
Organism: Kazachstania africana CBS 2517
Lineage: Eukaryota; Fungi; Ascomycota; Saccharomycetes; Saccharomycetales; Saccharomycetaceae
Gene: BUD2
Product: GTPase-activating protein BUD2
Exons: 1
Coding region: 1-3252 (1083 amino acids)
Biological process (GO): regulation of GTPase activity
Source: RefSeq, a predicted model, not a curated record
AUGAAUACCUCCACAGACAAUAGAAAUGAUCAGAUGAGGCCAUUUUCGUUAAAUGAUUUCAGAGGCAAUAUUAUUAAAAUGAAAGGAAGAUUUAUAGGUAAAGUGAGAUGGUGUAGAGAGCAAAGCCCACAAAUCUGGCAAACUGAUUGUCUGGAGAUAACAAGUGCUGGGGCUUUGAAGAAUGUUAACAAUAGUGUAGAUUCAGUAUCUAUGGAUAAUACUGUUAUGUCAUCGACCUCCACUAACGACGCUUCUUCCAGUUCCGGCUAUAUAAUGGUAGCACACCUACAACAAUGUACUAUAAAGCUCAUACGAUGGGAAAAUAGUAUUCCUACCUGUGAACUAGGUUUUGGGGAGUCUGGAACGGGAAAGAUAUACACGCAAUUAUCAGAUGCAUCAAAGUUCUAUGAAUUCUUUUCUGCCCUAACUUGGUGGAGUUCCUACAGAGCUAAGGGCCUGUUCAAUAAACUGACACUCAAUAAAAGCGAAUGCGUUAAGCAACAAAGUGGAGAAAAGAUUGCAAAUCUGCUUGUAUGUCAGUUAAAUGUGUUCGGUCCCAUCGUGAGAAAUAAAAAUAUCCAAAUAAUAGACAACUUAGAAAAACCAGACCUCCUUUUCAAAGAAAAGAAUAUGGAAGCCUGGGGAUGGUUUCCUAGUAUGGGUGUUUUAAAAUCGAAUGGGACUAUGGAUUUUCUGCUACAAAAUGAUGGUACCCUACUUUAUUCUGUUGAUAUUACUAAACUGUUAAGGUCAGAAAUAAGGGCACUUGAUUAUUCGCUAUUAAUGAAUGAUUCAUGCCUUUUUCUCGGUAUAUUAUCUUCUUUGAGAAAUCAAUUAAGUGUAUCGACAGAAAACGGCUUUUUUCUUGGCUAUUUAAAGAAUCGUCUUGCCGAUGAGCAACUUAUACUGCGUUUUCCGCUGAAAAUAGAUCAAGAAGAUUGGUUUAUUGCCUUGAAAUCGUUUGCAAUUCCCGAACGUUUCUCUCUUAUUGCAUCUGAUAGUUCGAAUAGCUUACGGUUGUCGAAUAAGUUUGAUAUCGGUAUUUUAGAGGCAGAUUUGGAAGCAGUUGAACUCGAUGCUCCCAAUGAAAAGCCUGCCUUUUAUUCCCUAGUCUCAAUGUGGGAUCAUGCAUGGGCAAAAACCCCCAUAAUUUCAAAUACCAAACCUUUUUGGAGAGAAGAAUUCAAUUUUCACGAAAGUCUUCUGGUUGAAUCCAUAUAUAUCCAAAUCAUGCAAAAAGUUAGAAGAGGCAUGGAUAAAAUGGUAGGUUUAGUGAAAAUAACCCAGGCUAUGCUUUCAGAUCCGGUUUUUCAAAAGGAAACAAGGGUUCCAUUAUAUUUGACCUCGAACCCGAGUUUCCAGGUGGGUACAAUUUGCAUCAAAAUAAACUCCACUGCAAAUUUUGUGUUACCUCCUACGAAUUAUGCCAAGCUGGAAAGGUUUCUAUCAAUUGCAAGCCUUCCAAAAAUAGCCAAUGACGUAUAUAAAGUGCUUGAAGUCAACCAUUCGCUCAAAUUGGAAGAAGUUUCCUCGACAUGUCUUGAUGUUUUUCAACUAAAUGAGAGAUUAGAUGAAUGGUUUCAGACUUUAAUUGAAAGGGAAUUAUCAACGAUAAACAAAUCGAUAUACAAAAAUAGUCACAAAAACCUGACUUCUUCGCAUAUAUACAAUUCUCUUUUCAGGGGGAAUUCUAUUAUGACUAAAACUACAGAAAAGUACUUCUUCAGAAUAGGGAAUGAGUACCUGAACAAAUCUAUUGGCGCGAUUCUCAGAGAAAUAAUAGAUGACGGCAAAUCAUGCGAGAUUGACCCUUCACGUAUUAGUAAAGAAGUACUUUCCACAGAUAGUUCGAUUAUAAAGCAAAAUCGUAAAAGGCUUAUCACCUGGGUUAAAAAAAUUUGGAAGUUGAUUUAUAGUACAAGCAACGAUUUGCCACCUGAAAUUCGAUCUUACUUGAAAUCGUUCCGAAUGAGUUUAGAAAAAGUAUGUGCUGGCGAUGAAAGUACCAUCUUAAACUGUAUCUCUGGUAUUCUUUUUCUUCGAUUCUUUUGUCCAGUGAUUUUGAAUCCCAAGCUUUUUAAGUUCACUGAACAUCAUCUGAAUGAUACGACUAGAAGAACACUUACUCUUCUUAGCAAAACGUUGAUGAAUUUAUCGACUUUAACACUCUUUGGUAAGAAGGAGCCAUGGAUGAUAGACAUAAAUAGUUUUAUCGAAGGCCAUAAGUCAGAGUUACUCACGUAUGUUGACAGAGUAACAGAUAGGAAAUUGGAUUUUAGCACCAAAACUUUGAAGCUGCAAAGUGGUAUAACAAGGCCAAAACUUCUCAUGAGCAAUUUUUUAUCAAAGGAACUUCAAUCAAGUUCUUAUCUCAUCGACAAGUACUUGAAAGAAACAGAAUUCAUUUAUUUGUUGAACAUGGCCGACAAUAUUUCCCAUAAAAAUUCAGAUAAUCAAAAUUGCAUUUCACAGGAUCUCAGCAUUAAUGAUAUUACAUCUUUUCUCAAGAAUGCAUCCUCUUUAGAUCAGAAAAACGCCCAAAUAGGUGAGUUAGAAUUUGAAAAGUUAACAGAGAAUAAUACAGAGAUUUUUGGCAAGGAUUUACUUCAAUACCUUGUAUUAAAUGAUAUUGAGGAUGAUGAAGCAGGGAAAAAUUCUCGAAUACUAGAUCCAACAUCCGAUGAGGUGGAAUACAGUACCAAACAGCUUUUGCAGGAGUCAUCUUUAUUGUGCUAUAAGCUCCAGAGGCUGAUAAAGGUCCUUUCAGAUUAUGAAUAUCCCUCCGAAGUAAUUCUGAGAGAUGAAGCAUACCUGAGUUUACUUGCAAAACAGAUAUAUUUCACUAAAGACAAGAGAAUUUACAUUUGUAGAAAUAAUUCUUUAACAAGCCCCAAAGAAUAUUUUAAUCUAUUUGACAGUUCCCUCCCCAAUCAAGAUGUGGCACCUUUAUUGUUUGAUUCUUCAUCGGAUAGUGGUAACUUCUCUAUUCCAUCAAGUAGGUGUUCUGGCUCUGAGAAUGUAAGAACCGACGGUAGCAAAAACUAUAUUUCCGGAAAUAGUAAUCCAUCCAGGAGCUUAAGUAGGUUGACUUCCACGAAAAUUUCAAGAUUCAUAAGAGUCGGUUCCUCAAACAAUAUAAAAGGCCAGUUGAAGCAGAAGAGCGAUGGGGUCAGGAAAGAAGAUUAUGCUGACUCAAGGACCGUUAACAACACUUCAAGAAAAUCGGGAAUGUUCUGGUUUAUGAGGAAAUGA